Messenger RNA from Cordyceps militaris CM01, 1896 nucleotides. RefSeq names its product CobW domain protein. NCBI's taxonomy places the organism in Eukaryota, Fungi, Ascomycota, Sordariomycetes, Hypocreales, Cordycipitaceae. The record is from RefSeq and is a predicted model, not a curated record. The transcript is spliced from 5 exons. The coding region runs from base 1 to 1896 and encodes 631 amino acids.
AUGGUCAACAGAUUCAAGGUUGGCAAGAACAAAAAGGCUUCCAAGGCCCCGAAAACCAAGGUGCCUCCCAAGGCCCUUCCAGUGACUUUGCUCUCUGGUUUCCUGGGACCUAACAAGUUUGCCAAGGGAUCUGGUAAAACUACACUGUUGCAGCAUAUUCUGAAGAGCAACCACGGUCUUCGCAUCGCAGUCAUCGUCAACGACAUUGGCGCCAUCAAUGUCGACGCCGCCCUGAUCAAGCAGACACACCGCCUCACAAAGACGAACCAAAAGGUCAUUGCGCUGCAGAAUGGCUGCAUCUGCUGCACCCUCCGCGGCGACCUUCUCGAGGAGCUCGUCCGCCUGGCCCAGCUGCAGAGCUUCGACUACAUCAUCAUUGAGAGCAGCGGCAUCAGCGAGCCGGAGCAGGUCGCCGAGACGUUUGACAAAAGGCUAGCCGAGCAGAUGGCCCAGCUCGUGGACGAGGGCGGCGAGGGCCUCGACCCUGACAUGUUGAGGGUGCUUGAGCAGCUCAAGGAAGUUGGCGGUCUGGAAAAGUUUGCCAAGCUGGACACCACAGUCACAGUCAUUGAUACGUUUACCAUGCUGCACGACUUUGAUACGGCCGACCUAAUCUCCAGUCGCCGAGACGAUGUCACCCCGGAAGAUGAGCGCACCGUCUCUGAUCUCAUGGUCGACCAAAUUGAAUUUGCCGACAUAAUUAUUCUGAACAAAAUCGACAUGGUCUCCAAGGAAACAAGAACCCGCAUCGUGGACCUUGUCAAGAAGCUCAACCACCGCGCCAAGAUUAUGGAAUCCAGCUACGGCAAGGUGGAUGUCAAGCAGCUCGUCAACACGGGGCUGUUCAAGAUGGACGUUGCGCAGACAGGCUACGGCUGGCUGCAAGACCUGCACGCCAUGACCGUGCGCGAAGUCAAUGGCAAAAAGGUCGUCACCCCCAAGCCCGAGACGGAAGAGUACAACGUCCAGAGCUUCAUCUACUCCCGGCAGCGGCCCUUUCACCCCCGCCGUCUCUUUGCCCUCCUCUACGACAAGUUUAUCCUGCAGCUCGAGCAGCCCGAGGAUGACGAGGACGAGGAUGAGGACGAGGAAGACGACGACGGGGAUGAAGAUGAGGAGAUGGAAGACGUCGAGCAGGACGAUGCUCAGAGCAUCGGCUCCUCCAGCGGCUCAGCCCAAGAAGGCUCCGCCUACUCGGCCGGCAGCUCCCACUCCACCGCGCGCACGAUCCCGUCCCCUCCGCCCUCCGAAAAGCAAAAGCCCCUCCUCUCCACACAAACACCGGCCGCCGCCGCCGACACGGCGGAAGACCCCAGCAUGGCCGUGGACCCGCUCGACAUGCCGCCCAACGAGGUGAUUCUGGCCAACAAGCGGGCGCACGCGACCUUUUCGCGGCUGUUCCGGUCCAAGGGCGAGUUCCUGCUGGCGACGCGGCCGCACCGGGCGGGGGACUGGUCGCAGGCGGGCGCCAUGCUGACGCUCGCCGGCGGGCGGCCGUGGUUCUGCACGCUGCCGGCCGACGAGUACACGACGGGCGACGCCGAGGUCGACGCGCUCGUGCAGCACGACAUGGCCAAGGGCGGCGAGUGGGGCGACCGCCGCCAGGAACUCGUCUUCAUCGGCGAGCGCCUCGACCACGCCGCCGUCGAGGCCCUGCUCGACCGCUGCCUGCUGACCGACGCCGAGUGCGCCGACUGGGAGCGCGUCAUGCGCGACCCGGCGCAUGGGGACGACUUGGGCGCGUUGAAGGAGGCUCUUCAGGAGCUGUUUGAUGACGGCUUUCCGGACUGGGCGGGCGAGCCCGGUGAGGAGGAUGACGAGCAUGCUGGGCAUAAUCAUGGCCCGGGCAUGGGCGGGCUGCGGUCGAUUAAGCAGGUCUUUGAGGAGGUUUCGUGA